AUGAGUAUCUCAGCUCUCAGAGGCAACACAAAAGGGAAGCCUCUGCCACCAGGCGAGGAGGAACGCAAUAACGUGCUCAGGCAGAUGAAAGUGCGAACUACACUGAAGGGUGACAAGAGCUGGAUCACCAAGCACGAUGAAUCGGAGGGUCGCAACAUUGAGCUGCCCUCAUGCCGGACUCGUGCCACUUCCUUUUCAUCAGCUGGGGAGAUGUCAAAGGCCAGGCUUCCAAACACAAGGGCACCCACUGGCUACAUCAUCCGGGGAGUGUUCACCAAGCCCAUAGACAGCUCAUCCCAGCCCCAGCAGCACUUCUCCAAGCCCAACGGAGCUCCGAAAAGUGAUGCUGCUCUGGUGAAAGCAGCUUCUGCUGCCUCUGGCCGUGCCCCCUCCUCUGGCUAUAAGAUGACCACCGAGGAUUACAAGAAGCUGGCGCCCUACAACGUUAGACGCAGCUCAGCAUCAGGAGUUGCUGAAGAAGAGGAGGUCCCUUUCUCUGCAGAUGAACAGAAACGGAGAUCAGAGGCUGCCAGCAGUGUGUUGAGGAAGACGGCCUCACGAGAACACUCUUAUGUCCUGUCAGCUGCCAAGAAGAGCAGUGGCCCUACCCAAGACACACAGGCACCAUUUAUCGCCAAGAGGGUUGAAGUGGUGGAUGAGGACAGGCCUUCUGAGAAGAGUCAGAGAGCAUCAGCGCCUGCAAGGCCUCUCCCUGGCAUGAGCAGGAUCAAAGUGUCUCGAGCGAUUUGGACUGAAUGCACGCUGAGUGUGCCCAGUCCUGUGGGGAACCAGGAGGCCAGGUCAUCUUCAUGUGACAAAGGGACCCUUCAACCCAGGGAGCCCGGAUACUUGGCUGGUGAGCAGGACUCCAAGGGCCCGGACAUAGACUCUGGGAGCCUGGGAUUAGCUGCUGGCCUCAUCCCUUUCCUGGAAGAUCAAGAGGUGGAUAGUGGCAGCUCUCCAUCCUGCAAGCCUGGACCACUGCCUGUAAGCGCUGUGGCUGGUGGUGCAGAGAGCAGCGCGGCCAGCCAGGUGGCAGAAGAUGGGCAGGAGCAACCUGCAGCUCUGGGAAGUGGCCAGGGAGACACAGCUGCAGCCACUCAGCCGGCGGUCCAGCCCAGCAUGCUGGAGCAGCAGAGCCCCGGAGCGCCCGACAAGCUGCCUGCACCUGAGGGCUGUGCCAGCAGCACAGAGCACACCACGGAACGGCUUCCCCGCGGUGGAGCCCACAGCUUGGCUCUGUGGCUCAGCGCCAGGAAUGCAAGUCGCCCCGGGCCUCUGGGCGGUGGCAGCCGCUGUGCGAUGGGUGGCUGCGGCCAGUCCCGGGCGCAGUCUGCACACGUGUGUUCAUUCUUCCUCAGCGCUGUGGCUGGUGGUGCAGAGAGCAGCGCGGCCAGCCAGGUGGCAGAAGAUGGGCAGGAGCAACCUGCAGCUCUGGGAAGUGGCCAGGGAGACACAGCUGCAGCCACUCAGCCGGCGGUCCAGCCCAGCAUGCUGGAGCAGCAGAGCCCCGGAGCGCCCGACAAGCUGCCUGCACCUGAGGGCUGUGCCAGCAGAAUGCAAAGCCCUUCAAGUUGCCUGGUCUCUUUUACCACCCCUGACACUUGUGAGCAGCCAUAUUUUUAUGUGCCAGCUCCUCCCAGUGAACCAGACUCCAAGUCAGCCAUCCAAGGAGUGGUCUUCGUGAAGGAGUACAUGGAUGCGAGCGAACUGUCUUCUGGAAAGCAGGCAUCUUCACGCUAUGGCAGAAUAACUGGAGGGAUCUGUACUUACUGCAGUCAGGAGAUCCAAGACUGUCCCAAGAUUACGCUCGAGCACCUUGGUAUCUGCUGCCACGAGUACUGCUUCAAGUGUGGGAUUUGCAGUAAACCGAUGGGUGACCUCCUGGAUCAGAUCUUUGUUCACCAUGACACCAUCCACUGUGGGAAGUGUUAUGAGAAGCUCUUCUAGCACAAUGCUGGCACCUGAUGGCCCCUCCAUGCUAAUCAGAAACUCCUGACUUCCGGACAAGUUUAGCUGUCCCAAGUUGCUGAUUCCUGUUUCUGCACUUCUUCCCUGCAUUUGAUUUCUUCAUAAUUUUAUUGUUAAGCUGAAUUAGCUUAUGUCUAUUAUCAUAUCUUAAUGACAUUACAAUAAUUACUCGUGUGUAUACUUUUUCCAGCUUAGAAAGCACUUUACAUCCACAGUCUCAUUUCAGGUUUGAUCAAAGGAUGGAAUAGGAAUUCCAUCUUGGCGUUUUUCUAUGCAGAUUGACAUUCUAAUGAGAUUAGCAUUCCUGAUAGGUUAGGCAUAUGCAAAAGGUAGGGAGGGGUUCAAUUUCUCCUGACUCCUUUGAUGCUUCUGAAGAAUAGGUCGACAAUCCCUGCUGGGUAAAUCGCAGGCACUGGACACCAGGGAUUAAAAGUUUGUUGCUAUAUGUUAUAUAGCCAGCUACAUGUGUGUUUCAAAUUUUCAAUUUUAAAGUACUUGCUUUUGAUUGGGUUACACGGCUGAUUUUAAUUGCUUUCUUCCCAUGUUUCAGCAUAUUUGAGUCUUACUUGCAGGUGUAUGAAUAUGUUUUACAAAGUUUGCACAAUUAGGUUUAUAUUUUAUGGGAUAUAAAUAAGGAGGCUACUUACCAAAUGGAGAUCUCUGUUUGAAUUUUAAUAGCAUAUUAAUGCUUUUAGCCUAAAUUCUUACUGCCUGAGUUUUAUGCAGAAGUCUUCUGUAGUGGAUUCUAGGGUGUAUAUGUGCUAGAAGGACUAAGGAGGGCGAGAAACAACAUCUCACACGCAUUAUCGUGGAAGGAUGGCGUUAAUCUUCAUCGCAACCCGGGGAGGCACUGGGCCUCUGGGAGGCACUGGGCCUCUGGGAGGCGGGCAUGUCUCCUGCAAAACCAUUGCUGAAUUGCUUUGAAGCCCAUGUUUUUUUCUGGAGCAGUAAUCACAACAGUAAGCUGUGAUUCAGUGUUUGCUAUAGGCCAAGCACUGUGUGGGGCAUACUUAACAACUGACAGGCAAUCUUGCCCCAUCAGGCCUCCCCCCAGGCAUCCUUCUCCACGUACACCCACUGAAUAUGAACCUGUUCCCUGGUCUCUAGCCCAACAUGGAAUUUGGCACACGGUAGGCACUAACACAUAGGGGUUAAGUGAAUGAUUUAGAGAGAAGGAAAAGUCACUCUGUUGAAAGAUACCACCUAUGAGUGCAGGCCCAGAUGAUGGACUACAAGGUAGGUAAAGAGACCCAAGAUAAGUUGCUUUGCCCAUCUCACAGGUACAGUGUGUCCUUAGGUGGUUUUCAGAACCAGCAUGCAAGACACUGAAAGAGCUUGCAAAAAUUAGAUGCAAUUGAUGUUGCUAUAAAACAGCCUCUUACAUGUCUAAAAGAGCUCAUAUAUCAGCAGACUUAAGGAAGAAGAAUGGCUGAAUUAUAUUUUUCUCUUUUUUAUUGCUUGGUGUAUCUAAUCAUACUUGCUUAAUCCAUAUUAAUGUACACGGUUAUAAUAAAUGAUAAGAUAUUAU
Messenger RNA from Ochotona curzoniae (black-lipped pika), 3499 nucleotides. It is a transcript of the gene ZNF185, whose product is annotated as zinc finger protein 185 with LIM domain. The record is from RefSeq and is a predicted model, not a curated record. NCBI's taxonomy places the organism in Eukaryota, Metazoa, Chordata, Mammalia, Lagomorpha, Ochotonidae. Bases 1 to 1950 code for a protein of 649 amino acids. The transcript is spliced from 20 exons.